This is a messenger RNA of Peromyscus eremicus (cactus mouse), 649 nucleotides long. It is a transcript of the gene Ghrl, whose product is annotated as ghrelin and obestatin prepropeptide. Gene Ontology annotation, molecular function: ghrelin receptor binding; growth hormone-releasing hormone activity. Gene Ontology annotation, cellular component: extracellular region. The record is from RefSeq and is a predicted model, not a curated record. The transcript is spliced from 4 exons. Bases 116 to 523 code for a protein of 135 amino acids. Lineage: Eukaryota; Metazoa; Chordata; Mammalia; Rodentia; Cricetidae. Gene Ontology annotation, biological process: gastric acid secretion; negative regulation of inflammatory response; positive regulation of growth hormone secretion.
ACUAGCCAUUCACUUACUUUCUUACAAGAGAGCCUUGCUUCACUCAGCAGUCCUACCCUUCCUUCAAGUUUGCUAGGUUUCAACCUGAGCAAAAUCUAAGACAUGGAGAUGAGGUAUGCUACCAGAAGACCUUCUCUCCCCAGGGCCAUCUGUCACCACCAUCAAGGCCAUGCUGUCUUCAGGGACCAUCUGCAGUCUGCUACUCCUGAGCGUGCUCUGGAUGGAUGUGGCCAUGACAGGCUCCAGCUUCCUAAGCCCAGAGCAUCAGAAAGCCCAGCAGAGAAAGGAAUCCAAGAAGCCACCAGCCAAACUGCAGCCACGAUCUCUGGAAGGCUGGCUCCACCCAGAGGGCAGAGGACAGGCAGAAGGGACAGAGGAGGAACUGGAGAUCAGGUUCAACGCUCCCUUCGACGUUGGUAUCAAGCUGUCAGGAGCUCAGUACCAGCAGCAUGGCCGGGCCCUGGGGAAGUUUCUUCAGGACAUCCUCUGGGAAGAGGUCAAAGAAGCACCAGCUGACAAGUGACUACUGACAGGACUGGUUCACUGUGAUUUCCUCCUGAGCAAGAACUCACAUCCAGCCUUAGCCUCCUCUGCAACUCCCCGCACUCUCCUACUGCCUUAAGAAUAAAUGCUCAAGCUGUGUGCCAAA